GAGAAAGUGGAAGUCACUCUUUCAUCAGCGGUUAUUGGUUCAGCUCGCCGCACUGCGGUAAGCCACUGAAAGAGAAGAUGGAGAUGGAAGACGGAGAACAGGGUGGAUGGGGUUCAAAGGCAUGGGACUUCCUCAGCACAGUCCGCUCUGUUUCACCGUUAAUCCAGUGCAUCACCAACUUUGUUUCCAUGGACCUGACGGCCAACACUCUCUUAUCAGCCGGUGCAUCACCCGCCAUGCUUCACUCCUCUAUUGAAUCCCCAGAUUUCACCCCUCAUGUCCACGCUCUUUAUAUCAACGUAGGAACUCUGUCCGAAAACUGGCUACCGGCCAUGAAAGUCGCCGCCCAGUUGGCUUCCAAGUUCAAUAAACCCUGGGUCCUCGACCCCGUCGCCGCCUCUGCCUCCGGUUUCCGGCUAAAGGCGUGUUUGGAACUGAUCUCCCUUAAGCCUUCCGUCAUCAGAGGCAACGCCUCCGAAAUAAUUGCCUUGGCUAACGUGUCCUUUGGAUCCUCCUCCACCAAAGGCGUGGAUAGUUCUCACGAAUCCACGGACGCCGUUGAAGCCGCCAAAUCCUUGGCUAGUUCCAGUGGUGCUGUAGUAGCGGUUUCAGGUGCGGUUGAUUUCAUCACCAAUGGGAAUCGAGUCGUCGGAGUACGAAACGGCGUGCCGAUGAUGCAAAAGAUUACAGCCACCGGAUGCGCUGUCACGGCUUUGAUCGCUGCUUUUGUGGCAAUUGAUCCGUCGCAUGCUUUGGAAGCUACGGCUUCGGCGUUGGCCGUUUUUGGCGUUGCUGGUGAGAUCGGGAUGGAGACGGCUGGAGGUCCUGCUUCGUUGCGGAUGCACUUGAUUGAUUCUCUCCACGGACUUGAUCAAACGGCUGUAAUUUCUCGUGUCAAAAUCGUUACCGUAUAGAGCAUCAACCCACCAUUUAUGUCUCUUUACAAUUGAUAUCGAGAGUUGGACACC
Molecule: messenger RNA, 968 nt
Organism: Hibiscus syriacus
Lineage: Eukaryota; Viridiplantae; Streptophyta; Magnoliopsida; Malvales; Malvaceae
Product: hydroxyethylthiazole kinase-like
Exons: 4
Coding region: 78-914 (278 amino acids)
Biological process (GO): thiamine biosynthetic process
Molecular function (GO): magnesium ion binding; hydroxyethylthiazole kinase activity; ATP binding
Source: RefSeq, a predicted model, not a curated record